AUAAGUGGGCCGCAACUUAAGGUCACACUAUUAGCUGGCGUAUUUUUUUUGUCGAUGUAAACGUUUAUUAUAUUUAACAGAUAACACAUAAAGCAGCCAAUGGAUUCCAAACUAGAUAUGUUUGAGGACGUGAACACGUCGCCUUCCUUGGAGGGCGACAUGUCGAUUCCUGGCAAGAGAACCACAACUGCUACGUCUGCGAGUGGAGUGCCGGAUUACAACACCCUGGACGAGCCCAUUCGGGAGACAGUGCUGCGGGACAUCCGGGCCGUUGGCAUCAAGUUCUACCAUGUCCUGUAUCCCAAGGAAAAGUCCAGUCUACUCCGCGAUUGGGAUCUUUGGGGGCCACUGGUGCUCUGCACCUUCAUGGCCACCAUUCUGCAGGGCUCCUCCUCCGCCGACAGCAUGUCCGACAACGGACCCGAGUUCGCCCAGGUCUUCGUCAUCGUCUGGAUAGGAGCGGCUAUAGUCACACUCAACUCCAAGCUGCUGGGCGGCAAUAUCUCAUUCUUCCAAUCCGUCUGCGUGCUGGGCUACUGUCUCACGCCAGUGGCCAUCUCGCUUAUUGUGUGCCGAGUAAUUCUGCUAGCAGCCCAGACGCGCCUGCUCUUCUUUCUGCGCUUUGUGACCACCACCAUGGGCUUUGCCUGGGCCACCUACGCUUCCUUUGUUUUCCUGGGUCAGAGCCAGCCGCCUCAUCGCAAACCACUGGCUGUCUACCCCAUCUUUCUGUUCUUCUUCAUCAUCUCGUGGCUCGUCCUGUCCCACAAUUAGUGCAAUUCGUGACGCUUUGCUUAGUGAUUAGUUUGUAAAGAAAACAGUGCACGUUCCAUAGCGUAACCAAAAACAAAAAUCCGAAAUCAAUUGUACAUUUCUUUAAGCUA
This is a messenger RNA of Drosophila suzukii, 884 nucleotides long. RefSeq names its product protein YIPF6. Lineage: Eukaryota; Metazoa; Arthropoda; Insecta; Diptera; Drosophilidae. Gene Ontology annotation, cellular component: membrane; trans-Golgi network. Gene Ontology annotation, biological process: endoplasmic reticulum to Golgi vesicle-mediated transport. The record is from RefSeq and is a predicted model, not a curated record.